AUGCCUUCGUCAAAAACUGACACCUCGCUGCGCUUUCCUGAAAGCGAUGAACAGAAGCGCCGCCUGCGUAACGUCACCCAGGACCAGAAAUCGGGCGCACGUUCGCAGGCCCAGGCCCAGACAGGCCAGCAAAAGGCCGAGGACACCACCACCUGGGGCCCUGAGCAGCUGCUGAGUACCCAUAUGAACUCCUCGGGCGACCCGGUGCCCGACCCGGUCUCCUUUGGUAAAGGAGCCAAGUCGAAGAAAAACAAGCAGACGGACGAUGACGCGGAUCUGUAUGAGGCGAUGACUGCAGAGUUUGAUUAG
Penicillium lagena is the source of this 309-nucleotide messenger RNA. RefSeq lists its product as uncharacterized. Lineage: Eukaryota; Fungi; Ascomycota; Eurotiomycetes; Eurotiales; Aspergillaceae. The record is from RefSeq and is a predicted model, not a curated record. The coding region runs from base 1 to 309 and encodes 102 amino acids. The transcript has a single exon.